AGGCUUAAGAGUCACUGCACGCAGCCAAUCAGAUGGCUUGUGGGGGAACCGUGUGGGCUGUAGUAGCUAAUAGAGUGAGUUUGUGAACUUACUUUUGGUUGGUACAGAAAGGACACCUUUUCCAGAAGAGAACAGGAGAAGAAAACUCAUCAUUUUCAAUGGAAUGACGACUGGUUUCUGUUGGCUGCAGUCUCAGAGUGGACAUUGUGUCUUUGAAGCUACUGAGUUCAAUCACCUCCACUUGUAUUGUUAUAGACCACUUUCUUUAUGUUUUAUGGGUGGGAAGUGAGCAAACGACGAGGAAGACUUCACUCUGAAAACAGGGUCAGAAAGAACUAGUUUUUGCCAUCUGCUCAGGACGUAACACAAGUUGUUCUGAAAGCUGUAAUUCAGUGGCCAUGGCAGAUAAUGUUAUUGAGGAGACCGAUAACUACCUUGGCAAAGAUGAGCUGAACUGGGGCUAUGAAGAAGGUGUUGAAUGGGGUCUUCUGUUUCCUGAGGCAAAUGGAGAGUACCAGUCCCCCAUAAACCUUAACUCUAGGGAGGCCCGCUAUGACCCGCGGCUCCUGGAGGUGGGGCUUAACCCCAACUAUGUUGUUUGCAGGGACUGUGAAGUCAUUAAUGAAGGUCACACUGUGAGGAUCAUGCUCAAGUCCAAAUCAGUUGUGACUGGGGGCCCGCUCCCUAGUGACCAUGAGUAUGAACUGAGCGAGGUGCGCUUCCACUGGGGGAGAGAGAACCAGAGGGGAUCUGAACACACUGUCAACUUCAAGGCUUUUCCUAUGGAGCUUCAUCUAAUCCACUGGAACUCCACAUUAUUCAACAGCGUGGAGGAGGCCAUGGGCAAGAAAAAGGGCAUUCUCAUCAUCGCCCUAUUUGUGCAGAUUGGGAAGGAACAUCUUGGACUGAAGGCCAUCUCAGACGUCCUGCAGGACCUGCAGUAUAAGGGAAAGACAAAAAUAAUUCCAUGUUUUAACCCCAACACAUUACUGCCUGAUCCUCUUUUAAGAGAUUACUGGGUGUAUGAGGGCUCUUUAACCACACCGCCCUGUAGUGAGAACGUCACCUGGAUUCUUUACCGUUACCCCCUUACCAUCUCUCAGAUGCAGAUUGAGGAGUUUCGUCGUCUCAGGUCCCAUAUUAAAGGAGCAGAGCUUCUAGAAGGCAAUGAUGGGAUGCUGGGGGACAACUUCAGACCCACCCAGCCCCUGAGCGACAGGGUGGUCAGGGCAGCCUUCCAGUAAAGCCCCCACUGCAGGAUCCAUUUUUAAUCUACCAUGGAGAUUUUAAUGAUGAAGAACUAUGGAUGAAGGCUCUACAAAUGUCCUGGCUAAAGUGAAAGUUCAUCACUUCCUGUAGAGUUGCUUGGGCAGCGUUUUGUAGUCAACCGCCCUGAGUAUGGCCCUGAUGUGCGCAAAAGCUGCUUUUACCAUUCAUUUAAAAACACAAUUAUACUGGAUUUCAUGUAAACAAGAGGAAGCCAGUGAGCAUGAAGAGGUGCCAUGUGAUAAGCUUACAAUUGUAUAAGGAAAAGUGAAGGAGCAUAUUAACGCUUGAUGAAUAUUUUUAGAAUACUGCAAUUAUGAAGUUUAACAAUAUAUAGCAUGUGUGUAGUCCUAUAAAUGUGGCUUUAUAGGAAUGUAAUACUACACAGUAAUAAUAUAUAUGACUGACACAUAAUAUAGGCAGACCCAUUUCAUACACAGUUUGAUAUUUGAUUAUUUCUGAUAUAAUUUGACAUGGUCAGAAUCAGUUUAGUCAUAUCAGAAGGUAUAAAUGUCUGUACAUUGAAUGCUUUUAAAUACUAGCACUGAAAUAAAUUCAUGCUGUUGAAUGACCUGAUUAAAUCUCUGGUGACUGGUUAAGUUUUUACCUGCUCUAUGAUGAAUGAACAGAAUACGAAAGACUGUUGGUGUAUUAUCCUGUGUUUAAUGUUUGUUUUAAAUUCACUUUGAUAGUCUAUGUGUAGAUAGCUGUAUUACUCACAUCUGCAGUUUCACGGCUUCUGGCUCAGCAGGUGGCAUACAGCAGUUUAAUAGAUAACUAUAGUCUAUAUUGGACUUUCAUUAUCUUGCUUUACACAACUUUUUAGCAAUGCCGUACAUCUCUUUGUAGUCCCGCAAAAAAGAAAACAUGGUUCAUUGACAGAUAUGUGUGUCUGUAUCUCGUAUUAUUUUUGAAACCUGAAAAGCCACAGAUGCUGUUGUUCUGUUGUGCCCGUGGGAAACCAUGUUCAGGUGAAAAGAACUGCUUAUGCAUACCUUAAAAACCCCCUUGUCGUCAUAAUGAUUGACAUGUAAGGAGUAAGCAUAUACAGCCUGACAUUUACAAUAGAAAGCACAGUCAUUUCAAUAAGAUUCUCACUGUAAUUUCUGACUGGAUAUUUUUUGUGGGCAGUACUUAUGUCAUUACGAAG
This is a messenger RNA of Sinocyclocheilus rhinocerous, 2416 nucleotides long. RefSeq names its product carbonic anhydrase-related protein-like. The transcript has 9 exons. The record is from RefSeq and is a predicted model, not a curated record. Bases 399 to 1244 code for a protein of 281 amino acids. Gene Ontology annotation, molecular function: zinc ion binding; carbonate dehydratase activity. Lineage: Eukaryota; Metazoa; Chordata; Actinopteri; Cypriniformes; Cyprinidae.